GCUCAGUUCAAGGACAAACCAGUUUACAGGCGCUGGCUCCUGGAUGCUCUUCCUGCUGUUGGCACACCAGUCAUUGUAAAAUUAUUCAAGGAGAAGUUCCUGGCUGGUGAACUUACCAUUCCAGAGUUCAUUCAAGCUCUUGUGGUUGCUCUGCAAAUGGUCACUGCUGAUCUGGAAACCAUCCAGUUGACAGCUAGUUUGGCUUUGCACGAGAAAAUUGCCACAAUUCCAGCUCUGCGUGAAGUCGUAAUGCUUGGAUAUGGUUCCAUGAUUGCCAAGCACUGUGUUGCAGUUCCCACUUGCCCCGCUGAGCUCCUCGGGCCCAUCCAUGAGAUUGCUGCAGAGGCCAUUUCCAAGAAUGACAUUCCUGAAAUCACUUUGGCUCUUAAAGUUCUCGGCAAUGCUGGUCAUCCUGCUAGUCUUAAACCCAUCAUGAAGCUCCUACCUGGACUGAGAACUGCAGCUACUUCUCUGCCCCUUAGGAUACAGGUUGAUGCCAUCUUGGCCCUGAGGAACAUUGCCAAGAAAGAGCCCAAACUUGUUCAGCCAGUGGCCCUACAGCUUGUAUUGGACAGAGCUCUCCACCCAGAAGUGCGCAUGGUUGCUUGUAUUGUGUUGUUUGAGACCAAGCCAUCAGUGGCUCUCAUCUCCAGUCUUGCUGGUGCUUUGAAACUUGAGACUAAUAUGCAUGUUGCGAGCUUCGCCUAUUCUCACAUCAAGUCCUUGACCAGAAUCACU
Molecule: messenger RNA, 738 nt
Organism: Sinocyclocheilus rhinocerous
Lineage: Eukaryota; Metazoa; Chordata; Actinopteri; Cypriniformes; Cyprinidae
Product: vitellogenin-like
Exons: 5
Biological process (GO): lipid transport; response to estradiol; cellular response to estrogen stimulus
Molecular function (GO): lipid carrier activity
Source: RefSeq, a predicted model, not a curated record